Messenger RNA from Solanum pennellii, 736 nucleotides. RefSeq names its product CASP-like protein 2A1. The transcript is spliced from 3 exons. The record is from RefSeq and is a predicted model, not a curated record. Lineage: Eukaryota; Viridiplantae; Streptophyta; Magnoliopsida; Solanales; Solanaceae. Bases 89 to 658 code for a protein of 189 amino acids.
CCAUCACUCCAAUCUCCCCCUCUCACUUCAACUUAUUUUCCACAAUAUCUUAGUCCAAAUUGUGUCAAAAAAAUAUUAAUAUCAAUUUAUGGGAGAUUUGACACAAAAAAAUGUUGUGGAGAAUGAAAAUAAUGGAAGUAAUAUUGGUGAAAUAAUAUUGAGGUUGUUACCUAUGGGAUUAUGUGUAGUGGCACUUGUCAUUAUGCUUAAGAAUUCUCAAACCAAUGACUAUGGUUCACUUUCUUACUCUGACCUUGGAACUUUUAGGUACUUAGUACAUGCAAAUGGAAUUUGUGCAGCUUAUUCCCUUUUAUCAGCUAUAGUUGCAGCUCUUCCUCGUCCAACAACAUUGCCUAGGGCGUGGACAAUCUUCCUCCUCGAUCAGAUAUUGACAUAUACUAUAUUGGCUGCUGGUGCUGCAUCAACAGAAGUGAUAUAUUUGGCAUAUAAAGGGGAUACUAAUGUUACAUGGAGUGAAACUUGUGGUUCAUUUGGUGGUUUUUGCAAAAAGGCAACUGCAUCUGUGUCCAUUACAUUCAUUGUUAGUCUUUGUUAUGUUGGUAUUUCUUUGCUUUCAUCUUACAGACUUUUUAGCAAAUAUGAAGCACCAACUGGACAAUACAAUAACAAAGAAGGUAUAGAGAUAGCUAAUUAUUGAGAACAAAUGGUAUGUAGUCCAAAAUGUUUCCAACAUUUGAUGUUGUGUAAUAAAAUAUUACUUCCUCCGUUUUUUCUC